ACGCAGGUUAAAUAGCAAACAACGUGUUUCCAACCUCCACUAUAAUCUUUUUAAUUUUUUCAGAGACUCUAGUUCGUUUUAUUUUUAUGUAUAAAUCUACUGCCACGAGAGCUUAGCGUUGAUGUAGUUCAUUCCAAAUUUGUGACCAAAGUUUGUUUUUUUGCACGUUUUUUUGCACGUAUGUGAAAGUGAAACUAAAAUGUCGUCGGUUUUGCAGGGGAAAACCAAGCACUUAAGCCCAGUGUUCGAGUGUCACUAGUGACAAAAUGACCUGUGAUCAGAAGGGACACAGACAAAUAACCAUGACGAACUUUUCUACGAUUUAUAAACUGUCUCUGGUCGCUGUUUUCUGCGCCGUCCAAGUCUCCUGCAGCUGUCCGGUGUUGGAGUGCUGGUUUGUGCAGGAGAAGGCGGGCCGUGGAGGAAGUUUAACUGGAGCUACAACCCAGGAAAAAUCUCUGCUCUACAUCAGAACCGAUGCCGAAGCCGACAGCGCAAAGACCCGGCAGGCUCCUUCUGGCAUCAGCCCUGACAGGGUCUACUUCAUCACUGACCCGUCUGCCAGUCUCUGCCACCGCUCUCUCAAACCUCCCAGAGGUUCAGUGGAGAAGCCCCAUUGUGAGAUCAACCCCUUCCUGCCGCAGCCCUCCAGCCUCAGAUGGGUCGACCCGCUCACAGGGUCUGGAUUCAGCCCCAUAUAUCUGCAGGCUGAUUGGUUUUCAGCUUCCUUUCAGGGCCUCAAAGAGCCACUUGGCAUUUCUACCAUCACACGUGCUCCUACUGGAACCAAAGAACACAGUGUGAUCCUGAGCAUGACCAGCAGAACCAUGACUGCACAAAGCAGACUCGGAGCGCCAGUUACGCUUGACUGUGGUUUCUGGGUUGACCCUUCCUCGCCUCUGUCUACGUCCGGUUUCGCCGUGGAGUGGCGCUACCAGUUCAGAGGCCACGGCCGACUUCUCCUGGCUUAUGACGGGAAGUCUGACCGUCUGGCCGAUACGCAGGAGGAGGGAGUGACGCUGGAUUUUGACAGCUUGCACGAGACAGGAAACGCAUCUCUGAUCCUGAAAGAGGCUAAAGUGCAUCAUUCUGGGAUGUAUAUUUGCACGGUUUAUCUGCCGUACCUGCUGGCUCAGGUGGUAAUGGAGCUUGAGGUUGUAGAGCCUCCAUCCCUGUCCAUCCACCCCUCCUCUCUGCCCCUCGCUGUUCCCGGUCAGACGGUGACUGUCCAGUGUGAAGCGUCCGGCUUCGCUCCCCUCUCUCUUGAGCUGAGCUGGGAGUUUAAAGGCGCUGAUGGGAAGUCCCGGUCCCUGGGAUCCGGCAGCAUGUCGGGCCACAGGCAGGCUUGGGAUGGCACCUACAGCCAGAGCAGCCGGCUGGAGCUGGACGCGUCUACGCAGGACCUGGGCCGAGGGGGGGAGGUCACCUGUGUAGCCGUUCACCACGGAGCCACGCAACGUGCCAGCGUGACCCUCAACGUUAUCGGGUUCAGCUCUCCCUCCAUUGAGGACUCCAUGGCGAUGGUUGGCGUGGCGUUAGUGCUUUAUGGCUUCAUCAAGUUUGUCUCAUGGGGCUUUACCAGCUCAGGAUCAGAAGAUGCUGACAAACAGGAUAAGAAAAUCAAGUGAAAGAUCAGAAGCGAACUGACUGAAAGUUUGAUAUCUUUUGAUGGGCUAACAGCAGUUGAUGUUGGUGAUGAUGUCUGGUUUUAUUUUCAUAGCUGGUAUGUUGAUAAAGCUGUGUUGACUUCAGCGUGAGUGUUUUUUUACUUCUUUUUUUUCUUUUAUUGUUUCUUUUAUUUUAUAUUCAGUGAAAGUUUUGCUUUCAUCUAGGUUUCCAGUUGCCAAUGUCUGGUUCGGUUUGUGUUUUUUUUCUUUUUCUUCAUAUGUUUGUAAUGUUUCUUGUGACAUUUCUCCUUAAAAUGAUAAAGUAAAUGUUGCAUCAUCUUUAUUCCAUCUGUUUAAAGCAUUUGGUCCCAAACACUGGAAAAGUGACAGAAACUUGGAAAAAAAUAAGUAACUUGAUAACUUUUACCUUUUUUGAUUAAUCAAAUAUAAUUUUGUGUAUUUAUGUUUAAAAUAGGACAUAUAUUUAAAUGAAGACGGUAUGUUGAUAUCAUACCAAACAGUCACAAACAUUUUUUUUGUAAAUACAGAAAAUGAAGUUGGUGUAUAUUUGUCACAUUAAUAUUAAAAAUGAUUGUUCUCAUCGUGUGUCGGCAGGAGCAAUGCUCUAACUUCCUUGAAGUGAAAGUGGUACAAAUAAAGCACAUCAGUCUGCUGCAGGGGGAAAAAAAGCUGCAUUUGAAUGAUCUGAGUGCUGGUCUUCAACUUAAACAGCAAUUUCAUAAAUUAAUUUCCUGUUUAAUGUCAACUUUUGAUUCAAAUAAACAGUUAUUUUUGUCAUAUCC
Messenger RNA from Cololabis saira (Pacific saury), 2410 nucleotides. RefSeq names its product TAP binding protein (tapasin), tandem duplicate 1 (gene tapbp.1). Bases 267 to 1628 code for a protein of 453 amino acids. The transcript has 8 exons. Lineage: Eukaryota; Metazoa; Chordata; Actinopteri; Beloniformes; Belonidae. Gene Ontology annotation, cellular component: membrane. The record is from RefSeq and is a predicted model, not a curated record. Gene Ontology annotation, biological process: antigen processing and presentation of endogenous peptide antigen via MHC class I.